GUUGGCGGCAGAGACGCCGGUGCCACUUCUGCUGGAAAGUUGUUGACAAGUGAUGCGCUCCGCGAGGUCGACCAAGGACGGCAUUCGCUUAGCAGAGGAAGGCCAAUGGAGUGAACUCAUCAAGCGACUCCCGCGAUCUCCAGAACUUGCUGAACAGCGCGACCCGUAUGGCAUGCUUCCGUUGCAUUGGGCAUGCACGGAACAUAAUAUCCCGUUGGAUGCAAUUCGGGCGCUCCUGCUCGCAUUCCCCGAGGGUGGCAUGACCCGUAACGACUCCCAGCUCCUUCCUCUUCACGUCGCGAUACGAGCGAACGCUCGAUCGGAGGUUCUGUCCAUGCUGUGCUCCAUGUGUCCAGAUAGCAUUUGGGUCAAGAUGCCAGACGGCUUACGCGCACUUGCGAUGGCAACGAUGAGUGGUCUCGACCGUGAUUGCAUCCGCAUACUGCAGAAGGCCGACGAAAAGUACAGAUUUGCCCACCCCGAGGCAUGCGAGGACGAAAAUGAGAACGAAGAGUCAGACCCAGCGUACGAGGCAACCAUGCGCGACUUGUAUCGCCAGUCCCAAGUUAUGCGCGAGAGCCUUCGCGACAGCAUGCUCUUCACGAUGCAUUUUGAGCCGUCGUUUGGCGACAGCGCGGACCAGGAGGAUCCUAUGCGAAUUCAAGAGGUCGAUGACGACAAUGAGGAUGACGACGGCGAGGAAACGACAUCGACAUCUACGACGUCUCGGCAUCUUGGAGACGAUGCAACGGCGUGCGGGGUUUGCGACAAGCCGUUCACCAUGUUUCGAAAGCGGUACAUGUGUGCCAUGUGCCACGUGCCGUUGUGCAAGGCCCACGUCGCCGGCAAACUCCGCGUCGCGGCUCAGACAGACAAAAAGCAGCGUGUGUGCGCUGAAUGCAUGAUCCAGUCCCGACAUCCAUCCACAAAUCACUCAUGUGCAGCCCCAGGAAAAGCCACCACCCCCACCCCGCCAGCAGUAUCUCUUCGACGACCGAAGCUGGCCUCGGACCCGUCAUCCACGCCAUGCCAGCACAGUGCAAACAACCAAGUCGAAGAUGCCACGCCAUCUCGACCAAAAAGUGUAGUCGUUCCACCUCCACCAUCGGCAUCCAGUCCUCGAUCAUUUGGCGAACGGCCGACGCUGUCCAGCACAGACACGAGCAUCUGCAGUGUGGAGGUGGACGACCGGCACUUAGUGCAGGUCGUGAAAGCGCUGGAGCUGCGCAAUGGACUCCUGGAGGCGCGAGUGCUCGAGCAAGAGCGGCAGCACAACCAAGCGAUGCUGCUGUUGACUCAAACGAUGACAAGGCUCGCGGAACUCGAGCUCGCCCUUCGCCAUCGCCCCGUGGACGACGAAGACGAAGACGACGACGCGGGACAGUUCAAGCCCUCGCGAAAUCCAUUGCUCAAUCGGCACAGCUUGGAGUCGACGUGCAGCGUCGAAUUUCCCAACCCGUUCACGGAACGGUUUUCAGAAUAA
This is a messenger RNA of Aphanomyces invadans, 1483 nucleotides long. RefSeq lists its product as hypothetical. The transcript has a single exon. The coding region runs from base 53 to 1483 and encodes 476 amino acids. Gene Ontology annotation, molecular function: metal ion binding. The record is from RefSeq and is a predicted model, not a curated record. NCBI's taxonomy places the organism in Eukaryota, Oomycota, Saprolegniomycetes, Saprolegniales, Verrucalvaceae.